Molecule: messenger RNA, 1107 nt
Organism: Symbiodinium necroappetens
Lineage: Eukaryota; Dinophyceae; Suessiales; Symbiodiniaceae
Source: the annotation of a GenBank genome assembly
AUGGAUUUGGUGCGAUUCUUCACCAAGUUCCAGUGCUGGUCAUGCGAAUGUGGAGACUUGGGGGAACUCGCCGAACAAAAGGCGCCGGUCUCGGUCGCCCCUCUGGACUUCCGAUUCCAGCGCUUUCCCGGCGACAGAGAACGCAGAGCCAGCGAGAGCUCGCAGGGCCUGGCAAGCGAGCCUGCAUCGGAAAUCCAGAACCCACAGCAAAGCCCACGAGAAAAACAGCGACAUGAGCUGAAACAGCUCAUGAGGAGGUUUGCAACUCGUGGAAUGGACGGUGUGUCGAUACAACUCUUCGACGAGUUGUCUGGCUCGACCUGCCCUGGUGUUUAUCAGAUCGACGACUUGUUGGAAUACAUCCGCCUCACGCCAGAGGACACGGCUGACAGUGCACCAUAUGCCGGGCCUGAGCACAUUGCCUAUAUCCGAGAGGUUGUGUCAGUGUCUUCCGGUGCUGAGUGCGCUGCUCAUGUGGAGCCAGGUGCCUGGCAGCAGCUCACGAGUGACGAGCACGCUCGCUUGCUGGUAUUGGUUUACCACACCCAGCCGCAUGGGAGCUUGCCACCCGUGGAUUGCCGAAAGGUGUGUUUCUUGGAAGAUGAUGAAUCUGCCUGCCAGAUGUUUGCGAUCUGCGUGAGGAUCUUGCGCCGGUACAUGGAGGACGCGAGGCAAAGCCAGCACAAUCGGCUGGAGGAGGCCUUGGCCGUACUACAGGAAGGUCAGAAAAUGUAUGCCACGCAACAGAAAGUCAUGGACUCGCAGCAAGAAACAAUCGAGCGACUCUGUCGUAGCAAGCCGAAUGGACUGGAAAAGCCAGCCCCAGAGGCCGUGCCAGCCAAGAGUGGCAGGGAUGAGGCGCGAGCUCGGGCAGAGGCCAAGGCACAGGUGAUGCGUCCGUCAGCGCAAAAACAGGAAAGUCCAAGUCCACAGUCUCCAGAAGAAGACAAUGAGUUCCUGGGUAUGGAUACUCAACAAGCAGAGCAAGUGCUGGCGGCGCUGCAGGCUAUGCUUGCGGAAAAAGAGCAGCUCCAUCAGCAGCUGCUGAAUGAGCAGGCUGAUGCUGAAAGGAGACUGCAAGCGCUGAGAGAGAUGGGCUCGGCAUAG